Necator americanus (New World hookworm) is the source of this 1260-nucleotide messenger RNA. RefSeq lists its product as uncharacterized. The record is from RefSeq and is a predicted model, not a curated record. The transcript is spliced from 12 exons. Lineage: Eukaryota; Metazoa; Nematoda; Chromadorea; Rhabditida; Ancylostomatidae. The coding region runs from base 1 to 1260 and encodes 419 amino acids.
AUGUUCAAAGUAUGGUUAUUAGUUCAACGCUAUAAAAAUGAGAAGGCAGUGCCAGUUGCAAUUACACCUGAGGUCAUGCGUCUUCUCUGGGACAUACUUGAAAUGUUUCCGCCAUAUUCGAUUGGUCAUAUGAAUCCUGGAGGUAUGCCAGUAUAUUCGAUGUUUCCAUACAUGGCAAUGCCUACGUUCCCUUCGCAGGUACCCCUGUCCAAUCCUUCAUCUCCUUCCGAUGUUGACAUUACUUCUUCGAGAGAAUGCUCCACUCCUGACGAAGGGAACAUAAGUGCAAGUAGUUCCAUUGACUGUUCUUCUGGCUACUCAAGUUCGGAUAGUACAUUGAACAGUCCUGCUUUUUCACCUCAGUGUUUCCGGCCAGGACCGUUCUCGUGUUGUCCACCACCUUUUCCAUUUUGGGCACAGCCAUCGGCCAUGGUACCAUCGACAGGGUUUCCACCUCGACCUCCAACAACUCCUGAAGGGCCACACUCCCAGUCCUGCAACCAACUCAUUCCUCCAGGGUACCCACCAUCACCGAUCAAUCAACGUUACAGCUGCAUUCCUGGUUGGAUAAUUCCAUAUGGGUUCCCUCCACAUUGUAUGGUUCCUCCACGAAUGUCGACUCCAGAAUCAGCAUCCUUUGAUCGUAGUUUCAUUUCGCCAGUUCCAAGCGAUUCUAAGUCAAGCCCUGAGAAGAACACUCCUGUGAAACGAUCUGUACGUGCACAAAAGCGGCAGUCAGCUGAGGCUAUGAAAUCGCAACGUGCAAUUACAACGCUGGAAUUAAUUGUUGAUCUCCUCAUGAAUGAUACACAGGGGGAGAUUAUUGAGUGGACUUCUACGAAAUCGCUGGAAUUUAUGGUUCGCGACAGAAAAAAAUUCAUAGCGCACUGGAAUCGACUACUUGGAAAACGAGAUUCAUUCAUGGCAGUGUCGUGCAUAUUAAGGUCUAUUGGAAAUGAGAAGGUUGUGACGAUAUAUGGAGAGAAGGUUACGUUUAUUACACGGACAUCACCAUACACAUAUCGGUUCUUUCCUGAUCAUGACCUUCCGAGGAUUCCCAUACUCCGUGAUGAGAAUCUUCAACGGCUACUCACAAAAAUAUUGUUAUCAUUUCAUUUGCACUUGCGUAAAUACAAAAAAGUUGCAGAGCCAGCAAUGUUUCAGCCGUCUACCGGGUUCUCUCUGCUCUCAUCGCUUCCGUCACCCAUACAACCCAGAACUGGCAGUUCUCCAGAGAAAAUUAAUCUCGAAAUAGUUUAA